This is a messenger RNA of Thlaspi arvense, 818 nucleotides long. The record is from the annotation of a GenBank genome assembly. Lineage: Eukaryota; Viridiplantae; Streptophyta; Magnoliopsida; Brassicales; Brassicaceae.
UAUAAAUAAAAAGUCUCCCUCUCUGAGUUUUACAUCUUGGUUUCAUUUACGAGUUUUCUUUCUUCCCAUUUUUCAGCAUACAUAAAUGACGUCAUCCAUGUUUAGAUCUCCUUGCAAGAUUCCGUCGAUGAAAGGGCUUGAGCAGAAGAGCUACGUCGGCCUUAAAGCAGCGACGUAUAAUGUGAGAAUCAAUCCUUUCCGAAGCAUAGAAGUUGCUUGUCAACUACAAAGAUUCGACUCCGCCAUGAUAUGGCCGGUACAUGCUCAUGAGGCACUUCUAGUGCCGAGUAAACCAGCAGCGCCUACAAUUACAACUAAACCAGCCAUGCCUCCAAUGCCGAGUAAAUUAGCUAAGCCAUUGAUUGAUCAGCCUCUUAUAAAUCCAGCAAACUCAAGAGAGGCAUUGAUCGAAGCACGUGAAGACGAAGCUGAAGGAGCCGAUAUCCUAAUGGUGAAACCAGCACUUCCUUCUCUUGAUAUCAUACGUUUAUUGAAGAACCAAACUCUAUUGCCCAUUGGAGCUUGCCAGGUUUCCGGUGAGUACUCCAUGAUAAAAGCUGCGGGACUUAUGAAGAUGAUCGAUGAGGAAAAAGUUAUGAUGGAAUCAUUGAUCUGCCUACGUCGAGCUGGUGCAGAUCUCAUUCUUACCUACUUUGCUUUAGAAGCUGCUACAAUAAUAUGCGGUGAGAAUAGAAAACUUGUAUUCAAUUACUAAUCGUUUGUUUGUUUGCGUCUUGAAUAAAUCUACAACCAUAAUUGUACCCUUAGCAGAACAAUUUGAUAAUCAUGAAAUUCUUAUAAAAUCGAUAACAAACGCA